AUGGCCGACAUUAAAAGCAUUGUGGCCUGCAUUUCGGCCAACAUCCGUGAGCCGUCGAAGGAUGACGUCAUACACUUGGACGAGUGCAGCGUGACCGGUUACAAGAACAUCUUCGAGGACGGUGUGUUCGUGGACCUGAUUUCCUUCGAGAGCUUCGGCCUCAGCUGCCUCAAGUACAACUACAACCGAGCGCAAGAGGAAAAAAGCGAAAUAAAAAAUCUGACCCUAAACGUGGAAGGAGGCUUCAAGGAAAGUAAGGUAUACAACUACCAGUACGAAUAUGCACUGUACGACUUGCAGACUAACCUUUACAUUAGUUUAGAUGAAGUGGAAGACGAGAGUGUAAAAAAUAUAUGUAACAAAAUAAUAAGUCAUAAGAAUGAGCUGAAAAAGGAGAACCAGAACAAAUGGGUGAACGAAAUAAAGGAAAGCAAGUAUGCAAAGGAUCUAGUACAGCUACCAAACAUUACAAUAAAAAAUGAAAACCUCGAAUGUGCAGUUUGCAAAGCUAAGAAGAAUAUAUGGCUGAAUUUAUCCGAUGGGUACAUAGGAUGUGGAAGGAAAAUAUUCAAUUAUGGUGGGGGUUGUCUGAACAAUGAAGAAGGAGCAGCAUUAAAGCAUUAUUACGAAAGUGGAAAGAAGUACCCCCUAGUUGUAAAACUAGGAACCAUCACGAAAGAAGGAGAAGCAGAUGUGUUCUCCUACGCGGAUGAUGAAAACGACAGUGUAAUAGAUCCCUACAUAGAUGUGCAUCUAAAGAACCUAGGAAUUAACAUAACAAAUUUAAACAAAACGGAGGUUACCACUUUAGAGAAAGAAAUAAAAGAAAAUCAGAACAUUAAUUUUUCAUCCAUACUAGAUAAGGAUACACAACUUGUAUGCAAAGAGGGAAAGGUUGGAUUUGUAAACUUAGGAAAUACGUGCUAUAUGAAUUGCGCGUUGCAAGUGCUCCUCUCCAUUAAAGAGGUCAGCUACAGAUAUAUAGACAACCAGUUAGACUUCCUACUAACCCUGGACAGGAAAAGUAAGACGCAUCAAGAUAUGUUCAUUCAGUACGCAAAAUUAUGCACCCUGAUUUUUAAAGAAGACUAUAUUAACAAGAAAAAAAAUUAUAUAAAAAGGUUUAAGGGAGAAUGUGAAAAGAGAAAUGUAGACGUAACCUAUGACAGCGAUGUGGAUGAAGAAAAUUGCGUAAGCAUCAAUCCGUCCAUGUUUCGAACGUGCCUAAAUCAAAAGGGGAACUCCUUCUGCAAUAAUAACCAGCAGGACAUUUUCGAGUUUUUAACCUACCUCCUGAAUGAGCUGAUCGAAAAUGAAAAUAAUAUUUUCCAUAGAAUCCUAAGCGGGGAAAAUGCCAGUAAGAGGAAAAUCAACCAGUUAGUAAAUAUUGAACAGGGGAAGGAAACUAAGAAGAGUAACAACACAUCCCCAGCGGGAGGUGCAAACACACAAAAGGAUAAUGGGCACAAAAGUGAUAAGUCCCUCUUCAACCUCUUCACCUUCGAAAUGGACCAAACCAUCGUAAGUGACGAACAUAACGUAAGUAGGAGCUCCUUCCAAAAUAACAUCCUCUCCUUGGACAUCCCCCUGGAUAACGCUGUGUUGAAAAAGUUGGAAGAAGAAACUUCACCUACUUCACCCCCCCCCGUAACGCUACUAGACUGCCUCAAUAAUUUUAUAAAAAAGGACUACAUUGAUGAAUACUACAGUGAGGAGAAAAAAACGAAAACCUUAGCUCAGAAGGAUAUUAAAUUUAAGACCUUCCCUCCGUACCUUUUUAUUCACAUAAAAAGAUUUUACGCAGAUGAGAACUGGAACGCGAAGAAGAUAAAUGUUCCCGUUCAGGCAGAUGAGUAUAUCAACUUGGAGUUUAUGCGGUCGGAAAAUAGUCGUGUCGAGGGGGAUAAAAGCAGUGCGUAUGGGGAAGGAGGACCAGGGAAAAACUCCACGAAUACUGCUCACGCAGGGAAAAACAGCGAUGAGUACAUCAUGAAACAGUAUAGGGAUCUCUUGGAUUCCCUUCUAGACCUCGGAUUUGAAAAGGAAAAAGUUUUGGAGGCCAUCAGAAAAGUGAAGGUCAAAAAUGUCAACAACUGCAUUUCCUACAUUUAUGGAGAAGACUCCGUAGAAUUAGACCCGCAAGAAGUCAACCAAGGAACAACGGAGGUCAACUCGGAAAAUUUAAAUUCCAUCGUCAGCAUGGGUGUGAACAAGAACGUAGCCAUGGCUGCUCUCCUCAUAAACAAAAACGACUUGCAAAAAUCUAUUGAUUAUAUUUUCACCAAUAUGGACGACCUUACAGAGAGUAAAUGCGCCUCGAUUGUGAACAGGAACAAGUGCGAAGACGGCAUCGCAAACUACGAACUGGUCGCUUCCAUCGUGCACAUGGGAAGUAACGCCAACUCGGGCCACUACAUCUGCUACAUAAAGGACGAUUCUCAGUGGUACGUAUACAACGACAACAAGAUUGGUCUGUGCGACACGAACAAGGGCAGGGACACGGCAUACAUCCAUUUGUACAAGAGGAUCUGA
Molecule: messenger RNA, 2532 nt
Organism: Plasmodium coatneyi
Lineage: Eukaryota; Apicomplexa; Aconoidasida; Haemosporida; Plasmodiidae
Product: Ubiquitin carboxyl-terminal hydrolase a
Exons: 5
Coding region: 1-2532 (843 amino acids)
Biological process (GO): protein deubiquitination
Cellular component (GO): cytosol; nucleus
Molecular function (GO): zinc ion binding; cysteine-type deubiquitinase activity; cysteine-type endopeptidase activity
Source: RefSeq, a predicted model, not a curated record